AUGCAGUGUGGUGACAGACGGACGGACGGACGGAGGGACAGUGGAGUCUUAGUAAUGGGGUCCCGUUUUACCCUUUGGGUACGGAAGCCUAAACACAUUUUUUUAGAGUUAAACCUAUAAACCUAGAAUAUAUUAUGCUGAAGCGAUCGACAUCAAAAUCAAAGUGAUUUGUUAAGAUUUUGUUAGUGGAAACCGUUUGAACCCGAAAUGGAAAUUUCAUAGAAAAAGUACCGUUAUUUCGUUAGGAUCGCAAAGCUAUUCUUCCCUCUUAAGCGUGUAUUUUAUCUCUACAUUUUGUGUGGCGUGUUGCCAAGUGAAAGUUUACCUCAGUAGCGUGGUUUGUCGUCAACUUUCUACAAAAAUAUCACUGAAUAUAAAAACAAUAAUAUUUUUAAUUUUUUUACUCAAUCGGCUCAGAAGGAAAGGUUAAUGUUUUUUAGCGGGUGUGUUUUUUAAUAGAUGGUGCAGAACUGCAGACCGGGGUGCAGGAACCCAAAAAGAAGAUGGCGGGACGACUUGGACUCAUUCUAUCCUGAUUGGCGAGAAAGUACGAACGACAGGGUAGAGUGGAGGAAACGAGGGGAGAUCUUUACUCAGUCAUGGGGCAGUGGGAUUUAGGCUAAUAUUCAUCUUUAUUCGUCAUUGUUCAUUACACCGUGGCGUGGUAAAUACAGAAGUUAUUACAAAAAUAUACAGUGUCUCAUGGACCCUAAAAUGAUAUGGCAAACUAAGGAAAGCCUGACCUGGACUUUCAUUGGAACUAAUUUUUUCAUACUAAACUGAACUGUCACCCUAUACAUGAGAAUAACAGCGCCCUCUUGACAAUGAUCAUAUAUUUCUGGUCGGGCUUUAGUAAUUAUCGGCCCGAUUCGAACUCGAUAUGGCUUGGAUAUUUCAGUGUCAAAAGUGAUGUUUUUGUUUGAAGACACGUCACUUUCCUAUCUAAUCUAUAUCAUACGAUCAUACGAUAUGGAUAAGAUAGGCUUAGCAAAUGUUUGACGUAUCUUUAAGUUCGAAUCGGGCCGUUCGCUCUCUCCAUCUAAACGACUAAAUGAAUAAAUUGUAUGUUGUAUAGUUAUAGAUAAUUGCAUAUCUAAUGCAAUAUCAUUAGUUGUUUAUGUAUGACUGUACCGACAUCCAUUUAUAAAUUAAAACUGUGGUGAUUUCACUGGUAGAUGAUUUCAUUAUAGAGUAAUUAAAAUGAUAUUCAAAUUACUCAAAUAUUUAUGUUACGUUAGAGUAAUAAGAUGCUAUAGAUGAUUGUUGUAGCUGUAGAGUUAACUGACCCCCUGCAAAUAUUUUUUUUGCUAUGAGUUGUAUUUGCAGAUUAUACCUAUCUAUCGUGUAGCUCUGCCAUAUGACUGCGACUAAAACCGCAGUAAAAUUAGAAAGCCAGACAGACAUUCUAUUUCCUAUUCAAACAUUAAAAUAGGCUAUCACAAAAAGUCCAAAGAGCAAACACAUUGUUUAUACGGUCGGUUUCAUUGUACUGCAUAAUGAAUUAAAACAUCAUUGUUCCCAAUGCAUUCUGUGCGUAAUGCAGCAAUGUUGACAUUGUUGAUACCCGUGGCUCGUUGAAUGCACGCGUUUGUUAUUUCGGAACACGCUUGCGCCGAGCACGCCGCGCAAGCGCCGUGACGCGCCAGUCUGACAGCUGACUGUGCUGGCUCCCACCGCACAAGUUCACCAUCCGGCCCUUCUGCCAGAGGCCAGUCAACUGUUUAGUGCUGUGCGUUUCGUUCGUGCGUACCUACCGCGAUUGAUUUUCGAAUUUUAUCGAUGUGCAUUUGACGUUAAGACAAUUUGAAGUUUUUAAAUAAUAAUACGUUCUAUAUUUGGUGUUUAUUGUGCAGUUUAUUUCAUAAGUAACGAUUUGCUGAUGCGAUUAGUGUAAGCGCUUUUACCGGAAUUGAAAGUUUACAAUGGACUUGGAAUUUCGGAACUUGAAAUAUACAGUAUGCAGUCGCUUAUCAAAAGAAAAACGGCGGGAUGUGGUCAAAGGGGUGCACGGCAAGUUCCGUUCCGGACACCUGGUGGCCAUCAUGGGGCCCUCGGGCGCCGGGAAGAGCUCUCUCCUCAACGCCAUCUCCGGAUAUCGAUCCGUCGGGGUAACAGGCGAGCUCCUAGUUAAUGGACAGAUUCGAAACGAGCACCAGUUCCAACGUUCCUCGUGCUACAUCACACAAGAAGAUCUACUACAGCCUUUACUGACAGUACGGGAGGCCAUGGACGUAGCCGCGAAACUGAAGCUGCCUAGAGGAGCGCAGGCGCAUGCUACGGAGAUACUACAGGAGCUGGGACUCCUGGAGCAUCAGCAUACAAAGACAGAUUUGCUGUCGGGAGGGCAGAAGAAGAGGUUAUCAAUCGCUCUCGAGCUAGUAAACAAUCCACCAGUGUUCUUCCUGGACGAACCUACCAGUGGCCUCGACACCGUCACAACAGUGCAGUGUGUGAAGCUGCUGAGACAGUUGGCGCGGCAGGGUCGCACUGUGGUGUGCACCAUCCACCAGCCGGCUGCCUCGCUACUGGAGCUCUUUGAUCAGGUGUACGUGCUAGCUGACGGUCGGUGCAUCUACCAGGGUGACACGGCCGCUAUGGUGCCUCAUCUGCAGAGCGUCGGCCUGCCUUGUCCAAGGCACCACAACCCAGCUGACUUUAUAAUCGAAGUGACGGAAAACCCCGAUAACAUAACGUUACUAUGCGAAGAAAUUCUAAAUGGACAGCUGUACAAAUCAUCAAAGCUCGAACAGACGGAGCCGGUCAACAACAUGGAGCUGAAGAUAUGCUACCAGACGGAGGAGGCUCAGGAGACCGAGAUCAUGCUCAGCAACGAGAAGUGCCUUUAUAAAGUGCCGAAGUAUAAUGGCAGUACUUCGAGCAGCUCUUUAACUAGUCGGGUCUCACAGAUAAAUUCGUCAAUGGACUGGAUGAAAGUGCAAGAGCAGUCGGAUUCGUGCGGGUACCCGACCACGUUCCUCCAGCAGUUCUAUACUCUGCUGUGUCGGAUGAUGACGCAGAUAUUCAGGAAUCGACAAGGUCUCUGGAUCCAGUUAAUCCAUCACGUGAUGUGCGGCGUGCUGAUCGGGCUGUGCUUCUUGAACAUGGCUAACGACGGCACGCAGAUGUUCAACCAUCUUAAGAUGUGUGUGGGUCUCGUCAUAUUCUUCGCCUACACGCAGAUCAUGGUGCCAGUGUUAGUGUAUCCUCAAGAAGUGAAACUCGUAAAAAAAGAGCAUUUCAACCGCUGGUACAGCCUCACGCCUUACUACGCGGCUUUGACAGUAUCCAAGUUACCAGUACAAAUCACACUUAACUGUGUGUUCUCUACAAUUGUGUACUUCAUGGUGGGCGUGCCUUUUCAAGUGACGCGAUUCAUUGCGUUCUGUUUGAUUGGAAACGUGGUGUCGCUGGUGGCCGAAGGCAUGGGCAUGGCAAUUGGAUCAGUGUUCAAUGUUAGAAAUGGCUGCGCAAUCGGCCCAACAGCCAUCGCCCCGUUCCUCGGCCUCGCAAUCUACGGCUUCGACUUCGCACACCGCAUCCCCCUCCUCAUGAACCUCCUCAUGAAGACCUCCUUCAUCCGCUGCGGCGUCGUCGCCAUGGUCCUCACAAUCUUCGGCUUCGGACGUACGCCUUUAGACUGCAAAGACGUCUACUGCCACUUCUCCAAACCGGACGUCUUAUUGAAAUACUUAGACAUCGAAAGAAGCUCAGUUUGGAUAGAAAUCAUGACUAUGGUUGGCAUUAUGCUUGUCUUCCGAUCACUCUGCUAUAUUGGUCUAAGAUGGCGCUUUGCCACCUGAUUCCUUAGCUAGUUUUAGUUCUGUGAUAUUUUGAAGUCUUUGGGUUUUGCCAGUACAAAGAUUUUAAUAGCAUGUGAUCCUAAGGGUAUAAAUUUAGUUAAGAGUUAAUUUAUGUUUGAUUCCGUUAGUUUCAUUAUCUAUAAGCUUUAAAGAUCAUUAGCAAGUGCUUUAUAAGUUGGAAUCUGGACAUUGGUCUAUACCGUAUUUAAUUCAAUGAAAAUAAUGUCUAAUGGAGGAGUUAAGCCAAAGAUACUUUUCCAUAGUAUCUAGGUAGACUUCUUGAAUCAAAUGAAAUAAGAUUUCAGUCCCUACUUCACCAUUAACGGAUAAAUGAAAUGAAGCUAAGCGUAAAUGAUGCCUAAUUAUUUAUUAUAAGAUAAGGCCAGUACGGGUAAGUGUGAAUGGCCUUCCCUUUCUUUUUCUGUUUUUUAUUUUUUUAUCAGUCAACAAGGUCAAUAUUACAAAUACCUUAUAGACUAACAUACAUGUGCAUUGUAUAUACUUAUUUAGGCUACAAAACGCUUAGCAAACCGGAUACAAUUCGCACGUCGCUCUGUUUGAGUAAGACAACGCUAUGCACAUAUUAUAGCGACAUCCCGUUCGCACACUAGAACGACGUGCGAAUCGUAUCCAGUGUACUACGCACCGUAGCAAAUGUACGUACUCGCAAUAAACACUAAUCUAUGUGUAAUCAGGCCCCAAUGUGAAGGCCACCUACACUUACCCGUACGCUACACUAACCCGUAUUGACCUAAUUUAAGUUGUUUGUUGAUAUGUGGUUAUUGGGAAUCUCUAUAACGACAUAAUCUCAAUUAAAUAGACGUGAAUCGUUCGUACUAGCAGCAGGUCGCAGAAUGGGGCUUUAAAGACCCUUAACCUUUUCGACGGCAACGACCUAAUAUACCUAUAUCCGAACCGCAGGUUCAACGUCAAAGACGGAUUAAUCCGUCACAGACCGCAGAGCAACAUAGACCUACGCGCAUAUGUAUAAAGUUCAAUUUCAGUUUUGACACUUCGGUGACGUGGCGUCUGAGUGACAGCUUUUGUGUUUGACACGGCGUCGAAAAGGUUGAAGCUUUUUUGAACUAUUAGAGUUAUCAGCUUUUAGUUUAUGUUAUUUGUUUUGUAAGAGUGUAAUGUUGUCUGUCCUUAAUUAGUGUAAUUUUAAAGUCGGGUUCGUUAAAAGAUUGAAAAAAUUACUCGCUACUAUAGCUUGACCAAAAGUGACAUAUUGAGCAUGAGUAUUAUUUUCAUCUAAUGUAGGUACAAAUCAACAUAAUUAUUGUGUUUGAUUUGAAAUUAUCAUGAAAAGAUCAUAUACGAAUGAGCUAGUUAAAAAAAUUUAAACUAAUUCGAGUGUAUACUUUUAAUAUUUGGACUCACUUUAAUAUUUAUGAUUAACGGUGUGACGAUGCUUUUACCUCAUUUUUGUUUGAUGAUAGUGUUUAUAUAAAAAAAUCCCAGUUAAGAUAAUAACAUUAAACUAUGGCACUUGACUUAGCUAAGUAUAUUUGACAAGUAUGCGCGCUCCAGUUCGCAGGCGGCUACGCACAUUUUCUAUCAACAAUUUUCAUCUUGAACUAGGAACCCCCACAGUAGCGCCUCUCGAACGUCUACUCAAAUCAAUGGCUGCUGCUCGACGCAACGUUGACGCAACUGCUCAGCAACGCCAUUUUCCAUGCGUCUAGACGCCGACGCUCAAAAGACGCUAGUGUGGGGUGGCUCUGACUAGGCAGGCACCCUUAUAAGCUUAACGGGACAGCGAUACGAAUAUCUAGUAAAAGUAUACGGCAAUUGGUUUACUGAAAGCUGUUAUGGCUCCUCAAUACGAUGGCCCAGCGUACGCCAGUCCAAGGGACGCAUUUAUGCGUUAGAGGGAGCAAGUGAUAUUGCUAUCUCAUUCCACCGCAUAGCUUCGUCCCUUAGACUGGCCUACGCUGGGCAAUUGUGUAGAGGAGCCCUUAUCUAUGAAUGGUAACAAUAUUUUUUUAUUUAGUGGACUUCUCACUGUUGUUUAUAAUAUGUAAAUGUGUGUAUAAAUAGAAAAUAUUUUGACACAAACACAACCAUACAACGAAUGCUUUUUUACUUUGCACACUAAGUGUAUCUAAGUCAAUAGUUUGUAUUUUAUGCUCAUAAGAACCCCGGGCCUACCCGUAGGACUAAUUAGUUCAAUGCAAUUUAAACUUUUUACAAUUGGAACCUUAUUCCCUACAUUAUUGAUUUCAAAUUCAAAUAGCAUUUUUUUUGUAUGGUGGGCCGCAGGUGGUUAAUGAAUAUUCAGCUAAGCUAAGUGCCACAACAAUAAUUAAGAAUAUCACCAAAACACAAACAGCCUAUGAAACAGACUGUUUAGAAGAUAUUAUGAAAUAAGUUAGGCAUAAUAUUUUUUGUACUUUUUUAAAGAGUAUAGCAGAGGUAAGCAAAUAGAGAAGAUUGGCAGUCACUAUACAGUUGUAAAUUGGGCUUAAUGCAGAAAAGCAUUUUAGGCAUGGAAAGUACAGUGACAUCUAGUGGACUAUCAGAGAAGGAUAAAAUAUUAGUGAUGUAAAUACUUAAAUUUCUAUGCUUUAGAGUCAGACCAAGCCAACUCUGCAUGCCAAUUGCAAUGAAAAAGUGUGUCUAUUUCAUCAUUAAUGUCAAAUUUGUAUGAAAAUAUGACGUUUAUAAUGACAUUCACUUUGUUUUAUCAAAGAGAAUUUGAAAUAGAGGUGGAUUGUCAAAGAAAUCUUAGAUUAAUAAUAAUAAUAAAUCAAUUAGAUGACGCCAUUUUUUGAUUGUCAAAUGGCGUUCUGAAAGUUUUAAUAAUGUGUCGAAAGAUGGCAGUGGCAAUGGCAGUUCAAAUUCUCUUUGGUUCUAUUCAAGUGGAUGCAAAGUUAUCUUAGACGCACCAUGAUUAUGUUAUAGAUCGUGACAUUCACGAAGACGCUAGCCUUGACUCGUAUUGUCAUGUUAUUAAAGGUUAGAUUGACAAAUCUGCGUGUCAUUGUUGAUGACACGAACUAUAAUCAUUGUAGGUGUAAAGCAAUGCAAAUCUGAAACACAAAGACUCGUAAUUCCUCUAGGUACGACAAUGAGGAGACACGCGGUCUUCUCUAUUUAGGGCCUCCGCUAGCUGACGUGGACGCCCGCCGCGUGCGCACGCUCGCGGGUCCUGAGGGCCUACUGCGAACCACGUUCGACCUGUUGCCUCCCUGUUACACUUACGUGCGAAUUUACAAGUGCAACAGAGAGGCAAUACGUGGUUCGCGGUAGGCCCUCUGCUCCCAGGCGAAAUCCGUCGCACGCGCCCGCGCCAGUUAGCGCUGUUCAUACAAUUGCUUAUUAGACGGGGCAUCCGUUCCGGAUAGUCCGCGUCAGCUAGCGGAGGCCCUUAUUUCUUUCUAAGUAAUGUUGAGAAAAUACAGAUAUGAGUAAA
Cydia pomonella (codling moth) is the source of this 7218-nucleotide messenger RNA. RefSeq names its product ATP-binding cassette subfamily G member 4. The transcript is spliced from 12 exons. The record is from RefSeq and is a predicted model, not a curated record. Lineage: Eukaryota; Metazoa; Arthropoda; Insecta; Lepidoptera; Tortricidae. The coding region runs from base 1923 to 3800 and encodes 625 amino acids. Gene Ontology annotation, molecular function: ATP hydrolysis activity; ABC-type transporter activity; ATP binding. Gene Ontology annotation, cellular component: plasma membrane.